Molecule: messenger RNA, 1895 nt
Organism: Acanthisitta chloris (rifleman)
Lineage: Eukaryota; Metazoa; Chordata; Aves; Passeriformes; Acanthisittidae
Gene: MGAT5B
Product: mannosyl (alpha-1,6-)-glycoprotein beta-1,6-N-acetyl-glucosaminyltransferase, isozyme B
Exons: 13
Biological process (GO): protein N-linked glycosylation
Cellular component (GO): Golgi apparatus
Molecular function (GO): alpha-1,6-mannosylglycoprotein 6-beta-N-acetylglucosaminyltransferase activity
Source: RefSeq, a predicted model, not a curated record
UGAUGGAAAGCAGGAGGGACCAGUGUGAGGUUCCCAGGGACCCCAAGUACCCUGACUGUGCUGGGAAGGUGGAGUGGAUGAGGGCCAGGUGGACCUCUGACCCCUGCUAUGCGUUUUUUGGUGUGGAUGGCACAGAGUGCUCAUUCCUCAUCUACCUCAGUGAAGUCGAGUGGUUCUGCCCUCCCCUGCCAUGGAGAAACCGAACAGCAGCUCUGCCUUCGCCCCCACCACUGCCCCGGGUGCAGGCAACUUUCCGGAGUGACCUGGCUCACCUGCUGGAGCUGAUUGGCACGGGCAAGGAGUCCCUCAGCUUCAUGAAGAAGAGGAUCAGGCACUUGGCCCAGCAGUGGCUCCGUGCGGCUCGGCGCCUCGAGCAGAAGCUGAAGGGACGGCAAAGGGACCAGAAACACAUCUUGAUCCAUAUUGGCUUCCUGACAGAGGAGUCAGGGGAUGUUUUCAGCCCACGGGUGCUGAAGGGAGGUCCACUGGGUGAGAUGGUGCAAUGGGCUGACAUCCUUGCUGCCCUCUUCCUCCUGGGGCACAGCCUGAGGGUCACAGUCUCCCUGAAAGAGCUGCAGAGUCACUUAGGGGUUCCUCCAGGACGGGGAAACUGUCCCUUGACCAGUCCUUUGCCUUUCGACCUGAUUUACACUGACUACCACGGUCUCCAACAGAUGAAGCAGCACAUGGGGCUCUCCUUUAAGAAAUACAGGUGCCGUGUCCGGGUCAUCGACACCUUUGGGACGGAGCCGGCGUACAACCACGAGGAAUACGCCACUCUGCGCGGCUACCGCACCAACUGGGGCUACUGGAACCUGCAGCCCACCCAGUUCAUGACCAUGUUCCCUCACACCCCUGACAACUCCUUCAUGGGCUUCGUGUCAGAGGAGCUCAACCAGACGGAGAAGCAAUUCAUCAAGACCAACAAAGUGAGCACCAUGGCAGUGGUGUAUGGGAAGGAGGCCAGCAUCUGGAAGGGCAAGGAGAAGUUCCUGGCCAUCCUCAACAAGUACAUGGAGAUCCAUGGCACAGUUUAUUACGAGACACAGAGGCCACCUGAGGUCCCAGCGUUUGUGAAGAACCAUGGGCUGCUGCCACAGCACGAGUUCCAGCAGCUGCUGAGGAAGGCAAAGCUCUUCAUUGGCUUUGGGUUCCCCUAUGAGGGUCCUGCCCCGUUGGAGGCCAUCGCCAACGGCUGCGUUUUCCUGCAGGCAAAGUUCAACCCUCCUCACAGCUCCCUCAACCACGAGUUCUUCCGCGGGAAACCGACGUCCAGAGAGGUGUCCUCCCAACACCCAUAUGCUGAAGACUUCAUUGGGAAGCCACAUGUGUGGACUGUCGACUACAAUAACUCUGAAGAGUUUGAAGCUGCUAUCAAAACCAUCAUGAGGACCCAGGUGGACCCUUACCUGCCUUAUGAGUACACUUCCGAGGGGAUGCUGGAGAGGAUCCAUGCCUACAUUCAGCACCAGGAUUUCUGCACUACAUCGUCUCCUCCUCUGCCUCCCAAGAGCAAGAGUCCUGCUAUGCAAAGCCCUCCGAGCCCACUGGCCCUGUCCCCCAACGCCACCCACCUGCUGUGGUCCCCCAGUGCCAGCAGGGACCCCCACACGUGGCCCCCAGUGGACUCCCUGCAGGUGUGGGUGUCAGACACCCAGCACACCUGCACUGAGACGUGCCGGCGGCACGGGCUGGUCUGCGAGCCCACCUUCUUCAGGUUCCUCAACAAGGAGGAGGUGUUUCUCCAGCUCAGCAUCACCUGUGACAGCACCGAGUACGAGAUGAACCAUCUGUACCCUGCGGUGGCCGAGAACGUCCACGAGUGCUACCUCCAGAAGGAGCCACUGCUCUUCAGCUGUGCUGGCUACGGUCAAGGGUUGAGUUUGGGUCAAUAG